Arachis ipaensis is the source of this 1102-nucleotide messenger RNA. RefSeq names its product RNA-binding KH domain-containing protein. The record is from RefSeq and is a predicted model, not a curated record. Lineage: Eukaryota; Viridiplantae; Streptophyta; Magnoliopsida; Fabales; Fabaceae. Gene Ontology annotation, molecular function: RNA binding. Gene Ontology annotation, cellular component: nucleus.
UUUACUGAGCCCUCCACUCAAUCUCUCCAGCACCUCGCCACCUCCUCCUUCCUUUUUCCAAUCUUCCUUCUCACUGCGUCGCCACCUCCUCUCUCUGAGUCCCUCACGGUGUCGUCCCUGGCCUUCCUCCGUCGCAGCCGCCGCUCACUCGACGGCAACUCUACUUCAGCAACGCCUCUGCUCUGUAGCCGGCCGCCUUGCAAUAAGUUAGAUUUACAUAAUGCAGUCAAAAAUGGCUUUAUCUUCGAUGGAAGUAGAAGCUCUCCCUUCUGAGGCAAAACCAUUACCUCCAAAGCCAAAGUUCGAGCCUUUGAAGCCUCAUGAGAUGUCGGAUGGUCAGGUUCAGUUCAGGAAGGUGUCUGUUCCACAGCAUCGCUACAACCCUCUCAAGAAAGCAUGGAUGGACAUCUAUACUCCCAUAUAUGAACAGAUGAAAAUUGACAUCCGCAUGAAUUUGAAGGCUCGGAAGGUUGAACUGAAGACAAGGCCAGAUACACCCGAUAUUAGUAACCUGCAAAAAUGUGCUGAUUUUGUCCAUGCUUUCAUGAUGGGCUUCGACGUCAUAGAUGCCAUCGCUCUACUCCGUAUGGAUGAACUCUAUGUCGAGUCCUUUGAGAUCAAGGAUGUUAAGACACUUAGAGGUGAUCACUUGUCUCGCGCUAUUGGAAGAUUAUCUGGUAAAGGCGGUAAAACUAAGUUUGCAAUCGAAAAUGCAACUAAGACAAGGAUUGUGAUUGCUGACACCAAAAUACACAUUUUAGGGUCAUUUUCCAACAUCAAAAUUGCAAGGGAUUCUCUUUGUAGCCUUAUCCUGGGAUCACCAGCAGGAAAGGUAUAUUCCAAACUAAGAGCAGUUACUGCUAGACUGGCAGAGAGGUUUUGAUCUUCCUAGUCAUGAUACUGGAUUUUUUUUGGGUCUAAUUCUAUAGCUAUAUUAUGAGAUGAAGUGUGAUGAGGAUGAGUUAUUUGGUAAGUGGUUAGUUCUUCAAUCCUUUUUGUUUAAUUCAGCUAUUUGUCCAAGUUGAAAUCAGAAUUGUAAGUGUAAUGGAAUAGCUGUAAAGUUUUGUUCGAUUAUAAAGUAGUUAUUUCCAAGGUUCUUCAA